CCCAAAUCUGGGAAAUUGUCCUGGGAAAUUGCCUUUCCGUUAGCACAGUACAACGGUGACGAAUAAGAUCUCCAUCACUUAUCAAUUGAAAUUCGGAGCUCCAAUUAACAUAUAAAUGGGUCGGUCUCGGGCUGUUCAUCAAUCCACCGAUGAUGAUCCAACCCAAAGGUCUAAGAGAAAAAGGGCAGCACCUAAUGUGGAGAAUUUUGAUACUGCAGCUGCUGGCCAAAUAUUGACCGACGGGAAAAAGGCUUUGUACCAUUGCAAUUAUUGCAAUAAAGACAUAUCUGGAAGGAUUCGAAUUAAAUGUGUUGUGUGCUCUGACUUUGAUCUUUGUGUGGAAUGCUUUUCUGUUGGAGCAGAAGUGCAGCCUCACAAAAGCAAUCAUCAUUAUAGGGUUAUGGAUAACUUGUCAUUUCCUCUUAUAUGUGCUGACUGGAAUGCAGAUGAGGAAAUGUUACUUCUAGAGGGUAUGGAAAUGUACGGAUUGGCAAACUGGGCUGAAGUUGCCGAACAUGUUGGAACAAAGAGUAAAUUGCAGUGUAUCGACCACUAUAAGUCCAUAUAUAUUAAUUCUCCUUGUUUUCCGCUUCCGGACAUGUCUCAUGUUAUGGGAAAGAACAGAGAGGAACUUCUUGCCAUGGCCAAGGAGCAAGGAUAUGCUGCUCCCGGAGGAGUUAAUGUCAAAGAAGAGUCUCCGUUCUCUGCAAGAAUCAAGAUGGAAGAUCAACGGGAAGAAAAUUCAGCUGGACUUGCCUCAGUUGGAGGUUCUGCUUCCGGUACACUAACAGGAGCUGGAAAGAGGACAUCUGGCAUACUUCAUAGUAAGGAGAAUCAUGAUAGCAUCAAAGUGGAAGGUGGUCUUGCAGACAGGAGUGUCGGAGAGAAAAAGCCUAGGACUUCAGUGGAUGAGGGCCCUUCUAUGACAGAAUUGAGUGGUUAUAAUACCAAGAGAGAGGAGUUUGAAAUUGAAUAUGAUAAUGAUGCUGAGCAGAUGCUGGCUGAUAUGGAAUUUAAAGAGACAGAUAGCAAUGCUGAACGUGAACUGAAACUUCGGGUAUUGCGUAUAUACUCUAAAAGGCUGGACGAGAGGAAACGUAGGAAGGAUUUUAUUUUGGAAAGAAAUCUACUUCAUCCUGACCCUUUUGAGAAAGACCUCACCCCAGAGGAGAAGGACAUGUGCCGUUCCUACAGGGUGUUCAUGCGUUUUAAUUCAAAAGAGGAGCAUGAGGAAUUCCUGAGGAGCAUCAUUGAGGAGCACCGGAUGGUAAAACGAAUACAAGAUCUUCAGGAUGCCCGAGCUGCUGGUUGCCGAACUUCAGCGGAGGCAGAAAGAUAUGUUGAACAAAAGAGAAAGCGAGAAUCUGAAGAAAAUGUACGUAGACUAAAGGAGAACCCCCAGAGUGGUCCAAGUGGCAAAUAUUUGCAACGAGCAGGUCACCUUAAAGUGGAGCAUGACAGCAGCCCCAGAGGAGUUCCUAGAGGCCCUGAAAUGCUGGAUUCCCUUAGCAAGGACUUAUCAUCAACCACUGCACCACAUGGUGUUGGAAGUGCUUUAGACAUUUGGGAUGUCAGUGGCUUUUCAGGGGCUGAGUUACUCUCAGAAGCUGAAAAACAGCUUUGUGAUGAGAUCAGAAUCCUGCCGACUCAUUAUCUAAACAUGUUGCAAACCAUGUCUAUGGGGGUCUUAAGUGGCAACAUCACCAAGAAAUCUGAUGCGCAUGGUCUAUUCAAUGUUGAUCCGAAUAAGGUGGACAAAGUGUAUGAGAUGCUUGUUAAAAAGGGCCUCACUCAAGCAUAGUAUUGCUAUUUUGCAGGUUCAAGCACUUUCACUACUUUGCACCAAAGUGGCAAUGGUUUAAAAUGGAUGGCCUGUUUGCUUGAAUUCUUCCAAAUUAUCUAAAGCUAAACGUUAGAAUGAAGGUUGCUGUUCAAUGGUAUCAUGUACUUCCAAAUGGGAGGAAAAGACGUGCAGUGGAUAUCCAUUAUAAUGAUACCCAUUGUAGAUAUGUGGUUGUAACACAAGCUUUUGAGAGCGUUCCCAUAGCAUUGUAAUUAUUAUGGCUUUGUAAGUUAUCUGUCCGGAAGAAAGUAGUGUGUUGGAGAUGUAUGCUAUUGGCUGAGGCAUGUGUAUACAUGAGGUUAAUACAUAAGAAUAGAUUAAGAAUAAUAUGCUGGUUAAAAGCUAGUUUUGACUAAUGUUUCCUUUGUUAUUUUUCCCCUCUUAACAGGGAAGUUGGAUUGAGCAUCUAUUUUGUUGUGCUUGCA
This is a messenger RNA of Lycium barbarum (goji berry), 2268 nucleotides long. RefSeq names its product transcriptional adapter ADA2-like. Gene Ontology annotation, molecular function: protein binding; zinc ion binding; chromatin binding. Gene Ontology annotation, cellular component: nucleus. Gene Ontology annotation, biological process: chromatin remodeling; regulation of transcription by RNA polymerase II. Bases 116 to 1801 code for a protein of 561 amino acids. The transcript has 13 exons. NCBI's taxonomy places the organism in Eukaryota, Viridiplantae, Streptophyta, Magnoliopsida, Solanales, Solanaceae. The record is from RefSeq and is a predicted model, not a curated record.